Gaeumannomyces tritici R3-111a-1 is the source of this 883-nucleotide messenger RNA. RefSeq lists its product as hypothetical. Gene Ontology annotation, biological process: mitotic sister chromatid cohesion. Bases 8 to 529 code for a protein of 173 amino acids. The record is from RefSeq and is a predicted model, not a curated record. Gene Ontology annotation, cellular component: Ctf18 RFC-like complex. The transcript is spliced from 2 exons. Lineage: Eukaryota; Fungi; Ascomycota; Sordariomycetes; Magnaporthales; Magnaporthaceae.
UGGAGCGAUGGAAGUUCGGCGGCAAUUGACUGAAGUGAACCUCGAUGUGUUGAAAGCCAAAGAUACGACAUCCACACGCACAUCCUCCAACAUGUCCAGCCAGGACAACAAAGGAAUCCCUUUCUCGCAUGCCCUGGAUGGCGUCGGCUACAAGCUCCUCGAGCUGCCUCCAGAACUCGUCACCCUGCUCGAGGGAGAGAAUCCACCAACAUUGAAGCUCAAGUCCUCGCCCACGGCCGGCCUGCUCGAGGCGGCUGGCAAAACGUAUUCGCUCCGGCAAAAGAAUACGUCCAACGCCCUCAUCAUUUUGCGGCCGGAGGAGGAGGCUGUCGCCACCACGGAGUUGUCGGUGGACCCCGCCCAGGAGUCAAAGGAGGUACCUCCGUCUUCGGGGAUGCCAGAGGUUGGCAUGCGCGCCUUCGCCAGCGUGCACGAGACUGUUGAGCUCUUGCCCGAGGCCGGCUCGGUACCAUCAGCAGCAACGUCGGCAAAGGGGAAAUGGCACGAGAAGUUCGGAAAGACCAGGUAGUAGCUGCUCCGGCAGGGCCAUCGCCAGCAUUCGUAGAUAUUAUUCGAGAAUAUCUGUCACUUGUUGCCCUUGGAUGCUAGUUUUUCAGUGCGAUUGGUUUGCAUCAAGCCUCUCGACUUGACAGCCAAAACGGAUGAAAGAUUCUGAGAUUGAAAAACGAACAAUCGAAGGGAGAAGGAAAUGAAAGAGAAGGAGAGAUGGACCCCCAACCCCGACACCAUUUCCAUGCAAUAAUCAAUCCCCAAGAAAGCGCUAAAAGCCAUGGGCGCCUUGCACCAACCCUAUCCUCAUAUGACCAAGGAGACGUGCUAAAAGAAGCGAGUAAGCGGGAAAUAUGACACUGCUACCCUCCCA